Messenger RNA from Abrus precatorius (Indian licorice), 666 nucleotides. RefSeq names its product RING-H2 finger protein ATL74-like. The transcript has a single exon. Gene Ontology annotation, molecular function: ubiquitin protein ligase activity. The record is from RefSeq and is a predicted model, not a curated record. Gene Ontology annotation, biological process: ubiquitin-dependent protein catabolic process. NCBI's taxonomy places the organism in Eukaryota, Viridiplantae, Streptophyta, Magnoliopsida, Fabales, Fabaceae. The coding region runs from base 1 to 666 and encodes 221 amino acids.
AUGACCAUCACACAAGAAAUUCUUUAUCAACUCUAUUCAGUAGACUCUUCGAACAGUGAUAUGGCUCACUUCACUAUUUUUGGGGCUUCAGAAUCAAGCGGUAAAUUGAAAGGUUACCCUUUGAUGUUACCAAAUUACAAUAACUUUUUGAUGACCUUCAAAUCUUUCUCCGAAGAUUGUAUAGAGCUUCUCCUUGAAAAAAUAGGCAUACCUCAAACUUACUAUAACGGGCAUGAUUGUGACAUGAUUGAUAACAUUCUUAGAAUGUUAUGUGCCUUGGUAUCGCAAUGCGAGGGGCUUAAGAAAGAAUAUUUUUGCAUAUAUGUUAUGGAAUUCAAGGGAUGCUGUUUUUACAACGCACUGAAUGUGACAUCCUCUAGCUAUAUUGGACGAGUUCCAUCAAGAGAGUUUGUGCAGAAAGUGGCUUGUGAGGGCAAUUUUUCUUUGCCUGCGGGGGCAUCAACACUCGUGAGAUUCAAAGGAGAUGAAGAGGAAAACUGUGCCAUAUGCUUGGGAGAGUUAAGGACUCGUGACAAUGCAAGGUUGCCUUGUUCCCAUGUUUGUCACUAUGAUUGUAUCUUAGAAUGGUUUGUGAAAAGUGGAACAUGUCCUCUCUGUCGCUUCCGAUGCAAUGCCUCUAGUCACCGUUUGUCGCUUCCAUCGUAG